AUGAGCGACACCUGGCGCUGGCUGCAAGGAGAAUUGGAAGAGCUCAAUGUUGGAGCUGCUUUAAUUCUGUGCGCUGAUCACCUUGACAAGAGCAGCAUCGAUCAAGCCCGAAAGUUGGCGGAAGACAAGGCUGUGCGCUUGGAGAUUGCUGAUGCGAUUGACCAUCCGAGCUAUCCCAUAGUGAGCAAGGCUCCGGGCUACCCAUUGUUGACAGCGCUUGAGCUGGCGACCUGGGCCCGAGAGAGAAAGCAGAAACUGCUCAUCAACUGCUGGAUGGGCGUCAAUCGUGCAGCUGCCAUUUCUGCUGCGGUCAUGAUGGAAGUCGAGAAGCUGACGCUGGUCCAGACCGCUGAGAUCUUGGCUGCCAAGCGGGGCCGCUUGGCCUGGACGGCGAGCCUGGGAGUCCGGAAAGCUUACAGCAAGGCACAGGUGCUGCACGCACGUCAGAGAUGA
Molecule: messenger RNA, 453 nt
Organism: Symbiodinium natans
Lineage: Eukaryota; Dinophyceae; Suessiales; Symbiodiniaceae
Source: the annotation of a GenBank genome assembly